AUGGCGUCAUCAGCUUUCGUAUCUGAACUCAGGGUUGUGAUGUUUGGAAAAAGUAAGGAAGAACAGAUAACAUUAAGGAACAUCAUCACUGGAAGAGAAGAAUGUUCUCAUCAAAGUAUGUCCAAGCAAUUUGCGCAUUUCCACAAAGAUUGGAGAAAAAAACCCUUUACAGUAGUGAAAACACCAGAUGUCUUCAGCCUGCCUGUGAAUCAAGUGAAAUACGAGAUAAAGAAGUGUGUGGCCCAAUGCCCGCCUGGACCAAAUGUUCUGCUGCUCUUAGUAAAGCCCUCUGAUUUCAAUGAACAAGACAGACAAAAAUUUCAGUUCAUCAUGAGCCUCUUUGGAAAAGAUGCUUUUAAAUGCUUGAUGGUCAUCAUAACACAAAAUGACAGAGGGGGGAAUUCCUCAGUGAACCAACUCAUCCAAGACUGCAAACAAAGACAGCACAGAAUCAAUUUGGAAGAACAAUAUUUUCCUGACUAUGAUUUCCAAGAAUUGAUGAAAAAAAUGGAAAACAUAGUGAGUGAAAACAGGGGACAGCAUUUAACCUUUACUGAAGAGACUGAGCCCAUUGUAGCAUCUGAAAGUCCAAAACCCCGUCUAAACUUGGUAUUGUGCGGGAGACAUGGAGCCUUGAAGAAUUCAGCAGCUAAUUCCAUUCUGGGAGUAAGAAAGUUUGGUCCACCUGCUGACCCAUCAGAGUGUGUUAAAAAUGAGGAAGAAGUGUGUGGAUGGAGGGUUUCCCUGGUGAAGCUGCCUACCUUGCAUGGAAAACCUGGGGAGACAGCAAUGAGGGAAUCAUCCAAAUGCAUCUCUCUCUGUGAUCCCGAGGGUGUCCAUGCCUUUGUCCUGGUACUACCUUUAGAUCCCCCAAGUGAGGAAGACAAGAAAGAGAUAGAGACCAUCCGUAACACACUCAGCUCUAGAGUUAAUGAUUUCAUCAUGAUUCUGUUUACUGCAGAGGCAAAUCCUAACUUUUCCGUGGUAGUGAGGUUUCUACAGGAAAACAGAGACAUCCAGCAGCUCUUGCAGAGCUGUGGUGGACGAUAUGUUGUCUUUAACAUCAAGGACAAGCAGAAAGUCUCUGAGGUGUUACAUACUGUGGAAAAGAUGAGAGUUGUGGGAUGCAGAGGCUUCACAAGAGAUAUGUUUCCUAAGCCUCGAAUCCCAACACGUCUUACAAGACAUGCCUCUUUCAUUGAGAAGGAAGGGUAUCAGAAUAAAGACUUUCACAGGAUGAUGCAAAACAGACAGUCUGUCAGGAUGGAGCCAAGUAGACAGCCUGUCAGGAUGGUGCAGAGCAGACAGUGUCUCAGGGUGGUGCAGAGCAGACAGUGUCUCAGGAUGGUGCUCAUUGGGAAGACUGGUUGUGGAAAGAGUGCCACUGGAAACACUAUUUUGGGCAGAGAAUGUUUCAGUUCUAAAGCUUGUCAAAAAUCAGUGACUAGACGUUGCCAAAAAGAAGCGGCAGAUAUUGAUGGGCAGUCUGUGGUUGUGGUCGACACUCCCGGCUUGUUCGACACAGCUCUGUCCAGCAAGGAAGUUCAACAGGAGCUUAUGAAAUGCAUCAGCUUGUUAGCUCCUGGACCUCAUGCGUUCUUACUAGUGCUGCAGAUCGGACGCUUUACACAGGAGGAAAAAGACACCGUGGAGCUUCUCAAGACAUUUUUUGGCAAGAAGUCAGAAGACUUCAUCAUUGUAAUAUUCACCAGAGGAGAUGACCUUAAACAAGUGAGUAUUGACAGUUACAUAGAAGAAGACACAGAUGGCUUUGUCAAACAAUUGACAACUGAAUGUGGAGGAAGAUACCAGGUCUUCAAUAACAAUGAUCAGAAGAAUCGUUCUCAAGUGAGUCAGCUGCUGACCCAGGUUGAGUCAAUGGUGAGGAAAAAUGGCACUGGCUACUACACCUCAGAGAUGUUCAGAGAGGCAGAGGCAGCCAUACAGAAGAAAACAGAAAAUAUCAUGAAGGGGAAAGAACCAGAGAUACAGAGGGAGCAGAAGGAGCUUGAAAGAAAACAUCAAGUGCAAAAGAAAGAAAAAUUGACAGACUUAAUAACCAAAUUUGAACGAGACGAGACAGCCAACCUAGUUAAAGAAAAGGGACGCAUAGAGAAGGAAAAAGAAAAGAUGAAGAGAGAAAAAGAAAAGAGAGAAGAAGAGAAAAAAAACAAGAAAAGGCAGGAGGAAUUGAAACGACACGAGUGGGAACAAAAACUUGAAAAUGUGGACAAAAAAUUUAAAUAUGGAAUAGAAAAAAGGUCAACUGCUGACAGCAUUUUAUUAAAACAAAGUAGAGAAGACAUUAAAAAAGAACGAGAGGCUUGGGAGCAGGAAAGAAAGGAAUGGUGGGAGAAACGAUAUCGAGAAGAUCAACAGAGACGAGAGGAGGAGCAAACCAGACUUCAGAAGCUCCAGGAAGAAUAUCAACAAGAAUUUGAAAGAUACGAAAACCAAAGAAAAGAAGAUAGACUCAGAAGAGAACAGGAGGAAAAACAAUGGAAAGAAGAACAAGAAAACCUUAAGAAGGAACUGGAGGAAAUAAGGAGGAAAAAUGAAGAAGAGGCCAGAAGACAAGCAGAAGAAUGCAAUGAAUUCGUAGACAUAUAUACCAAUGACGUUUCAGAUGAGAUGGAAAGGUAUAUUAAGGAAACGGAGGAUAUGAAGCAGAGGCAACAAAAACAAAAUGACUGGAUAAUAGAACAUCUGAGCAGAAAUAAAGCAUACCAAAGGGACUUUGAGAAAUUGAAGAAAAAACAAGAACAAGAAAUGAGGCUAAAAUUGGCACAAUUAGACAACAAAGAAGAUGCGAACGAAGAAAUCAAUGAGCUAAUGAAAACACAUGAGGAGGAAAAAAAUCACUGGAUACAGGAACAUAUGAAAAAAGCCACAAAGGCCUGUUGCAUUUUAUGAGACGUUUAAUUUUUUGGCAUAGUUUUAGCUGCAAAACUAUGAACUUGUGAUUGUAAUAUGAUUUGUUUUUUUUUAAUGACUUGGUAUGUACUGUAUAGUUGAC
Messenger RNA from Morone saxatilis (striped sea-bass), 3016 nucleotides. Its product is annotated as GTPase IMAP family member 8-like. NCBI's taxonomy places the organism in Eukaryota, Metazoa, Chordata, Actinopteri, Moronidae. Gene Ontology annotation, molecular function: GTP binding. The coding region runs from base 1 to 2913 and encodes 970 amino acids. The record is from RefSeq and is a predicted model, not a curated record. The transcript has 2 exons.